This is a messenger RNA of Silurus meridionalis, 2098 nucleotides long. It is a transcript of the gene lhfpl2b, whose product is annotated as LHFPL tetraspan subfamily member 2b. The transcript is spliced from 3 exons. Gene Ontology annotation, cellular component: membrane. NCBI's taxonomy places the organism in Eukaryota, Metazoa, Chordata, Actinopteri, Siluriformes, Siluridae. The coding region runs from base 367 to 1038 and encodes 223 amino acids. The record is from RefSeq and is a predicted model, not a curated record.
AAAGUGUGUGUGUGUGUGUGUGUGUGUGUGUGUGUGAGAGAGAGAGAGAGAGAGAGAGAGAGGGAAGAUCCUGUUGAAGACUUCCUGAAUGGGCCACAAUGCCGGAGUGGAGAGGAACAACAGCGGGAGGAGAAGAAUGAGACUUCUCCAGCACACAGGUUCCCACUUUCUGCUUUCCCAAUUGGAUACGUGGAGAAUGGAUGAGGAUUCUGUUCUGCCAGGCAGGGAUCGUGUCCAGCAUGAAGGUCUGCUUUUGAAAAUGGAUCUAUGAAGACAACACCCCAAGUCUUCAUCUGAUGCACCUCUACCAGAUUUGUUUAUUAGAACGAAAAGAUCAGCCGAAAGGAGCUUCAUAGGACUGACAACAUGUGUCAUGUCAUUGUAACGUGCCGGUCUAUGCUGUGGACCUUGUUGAGCAUUGUGGUGGCAUUUGCUGAGCUGGUGGCCAUCAUGAGUGCCGAUUGGUUAGUAGGGGCACACCAUCCAUCUCAGUACCCUUCCAAUGCUUCAGCUAGUGGACCCCCAGACCCUAACCCACCUACACUUGGCCUCUACAGUCGCUGCAUCCGAGUGUUGCAGCAGAAGACGGUUCAGUGCGGACCAUAUGCUGCAGGCUUUACAGAGAUUGCGAGUGGAUUCUGGCAGGCCUCCAUUAUAUUCCUGGUUGUUGGAAUAUUCCUGCUGUCCAUAGUUGGCUUCCUUGCUGUCUUUAGCAUGUGCUUUCAGAGUAUCCUUGGGAAAAGCAUCUUUAAUGUCUGCGGCCUCCUUCAAGGCAUAGCAGGCCUGUUCCUGAUGCUCGGACUGAUGCUCUACCCAGCAGGCUUCGGCUGUGAUAAGGUGGUCAGCUACUGUGGUCCGGAAGCGUCGCCGUAUAAACUGGGUCAGUGUUCUGUAGGCUGGGCUCUCUACACGGCAAUAGGAGGGACGGCUCUCACUUUCAUCUGCGCCAUGUUCUCAGCCCAAGCCGAGAUCGCCACUUCCGGGGACAAGGUCCAAGAUGAGAUCGACGAAGGCAGGACGCUCAUCUGUGUGCUGUAGAUGAGAAACGCUGCUCUCAGAUUUACUAGCUGAACGUUUACAUUGCGUUGUUUUGCUGUCAACAGUCUGCAGGGCUUAUUGAUGAGGCCAUGAUUUUUGAUAGUUUGGGAAAAGACUGUAGCCCUGAUGAUAGUUGUAAUGGCUGUAAUAAUACCUUUUACUGCUAAAUUCUGUUAGUGUAAAUUCAAAAGGUGCAGUUUUAAAAAGUAGUCCUUUGAAAGUGUAAUAUUUUGAUAAUAAAAGAAAUCGUAUAAAAGGCUAGAAUUGUAGGCUUUGAAGUAUGAGAUAUGAAUACAAGCAGAUGCCUAGUGUAUAUGCCAUAUGUUUUAGGAACAUGCUUUUUUUUUUUUUGGGAACAUACUGAGGAACAUGAUCUGAGGUAAAGCUCUGAUUUCUGAAAGGCUUCAUAGCUUCAGCAUCAAAGAAACCAACAUGAACAAGUCUAUAUGGCUUCAGAAUUUCAUUUAUUCUUCUUUAUGUACUUGUAUUUAGCCCAGAUAAUCCAUUUAAAGCUCAAGGAGGCGCUAAUAUUUUUGUACUGAUUGUAUCCCACAGUGUUCGAAACAGAGAUUUCGUUCACGAAGUGUACAAAAGCCAAGAACGCAACAUCUGUGACACAAGCCCGUUUGCUAAUAUUUUCUGUUUAUUUUUUCUUUUCCUUUUCCUUUUUAAAGGUGUCCUGCCUUUCCUGAGUUUACAUGAGUGGUAGAUUGUAAUAUCUAAUGCUCCAAGGAGAAACUGUGUGUCUCGAGUAGGUCAAGCAUCAUUUAUUCUUAGCUUUAACCAUACUUAGUUCCUUUUGAGUUGUGAUGGCAACAGGCAACAUACACCGUGCAAUAAAUAAAGCUGCAUUUCAUUCUAAUCAUUCACACACACACACACACACAUGUUUAUCAAGCUGUUUUGAGCACAUCUGACCUUUUUUAUGCUUCUCAUAUAACUCUCUCUGAUUUUUUUCCCCAUGUAUUUGUUAUAUUAACAAACAUAUUUUGUAUAUUUUUUCAAAAAUCUUUCUUUUGCUGUGCUUUUAGAGAACAGUACAAAUUAAAAAUGUAGAUAA